AUGCAUAGUCCAACUCGAUCACUUUUUUCUCCAACGGCAUCUCGAAUAACAAGUAUUAUUCCAGAAACAAGUGUUAUUAGUCCACGAUCAAUUUCAAGUCGUAGUGAAUUAGAAAUUAGUAUACAUACACUUCAAAAUGAACAAGAACGUGUUCAAAAGAAAACUUUUACAAAAUGGGUUAAUAUUUAUUUAUCAUUACAUGAACCACCUUUUUUUAUUAAUGAUCUCUUCGAAGAUUUUAAAGAUGGAACAAAACUUAUUGCAUUAUUAGAAGUACUUUCUGGGCAAACAUUACCUAUGGAACGAGGUAAUACACGAGCUCAUUAUCUUAGUAAUAUUAGUAAUGCAUUGAAAUUUCUUGAAAGUCGAAAAAUCAAACUAGUCAAUAUAGGUCCAAUUGAUAUUGCCGAUGGAAGGCCAACUAUUAUUUUAGGAUUAAUUUGGAUGUUAAUUUUAUGUUAUCAGAUUGAAGAUUCAAGUAUGUUCGAUGGAGAUUCAAAAGAUAAUCGUACUAAAGCAAAAGAAGCUCUACUUGAAUGGGUUCGAAAAAAGACAAGAGGAAGAAUGGAAGGAUUGGAUGUACGAGAUUUUACAUCGAGUUGGCGUGAUGGUCUUGCUUUUAAUGCAUUAAUUUAUUCAAUUCGACCUGAAUUAAUUGAUUUACGUCGUAUUUCAAGAAUGGACGUUCGUGAUCGAUUAGAGAAUGCUUUCAAUGUUGCUGAACAACAUCUUGGUGUACCACGUUUAAUUGAUGCUGAAGAUGUUGAUGUAACCAAACCAGACGAAAAAUCGAUUAUGACUUAUAUAGCUCAAUUCUCUCGCCGAUUCCCUGAUUUGGAGUACGUUAAACAAGCUAAAGAAUUUGUUGAAAAGCAAAAGCAAUGGAAAGCAUUCGAACGCAAAGAGUCCAAAUCUCCACAUUUUCCCGGUGAAAAAUUGAAAGAAUUAAAAGAUCAAUUUGACGACAUUGCUCAAAGAAUGAAUCGAUGGCGACAUAAAUUAGAUUUAAAUCUUCCAGGAGAUCUUCGUCAAAUUGCUGAAUGGGUCUAUAGAGCUGAAGAUGUUUUAGCACGAGGAAUUAAUUUUGAUCCAUCAAAUUUAACACCUGAAGAAAAUCUUCAACGUUUUAAUCAACUUCAUGAAGAACAUACGGCUAUUUUUACCGAUAAAGAAGUUAUUUCAACAAAAUUUCAACGUUUAAAACGUGAUCCAUCUAUUGUUAAUCAACAAGUAGCAAUAGAACAUUUAACAAAUUUAGAUGAACGUCUUAAUAUAAUAAUAAAUAGUAGUGAUGAACGAGGACAUUAUUUAGAUUUUGAACAAAUACAUUGGAAAGUACAAAUAUAUUUUGUUCAAUUAGAACAUUUAAUGGAAAUUUUAAAUAAAAAACAAGGAAAUAUUCAUCAAACAGAACAAUUAUUUAAUGAAUAUAAACGAAAAAUUCAUGAUGAAAAAAUUAUUGCAACUAUUGAAAGUCUUCUACCAGAAUUAACACGUAAAGCACAAAAUUAUAGUCAAUUACGAAAGAAAGAUGAUCAAACAUCGAAAGGUUUUAAUGCAUAUUGUGAAUAUGUUCGUAAAACAUUAAAAAGUUCAGCUCUUGAUCUUAAAACAAAAGAACAUAUGUUACAAGAAACAAUGGAUAAUUGGAAAAUCUAUCUUAAUUCAUAUGAUCAAUUAGAAAAAUGGUUAACUGAAGGUGAUCAAGUGCUUCUACGUUCAUCAAAAGAAAAAUUUAAUUAUUUUACAAAUAUAAAUCAUUGGGCUGAAAUACAUGGAAAAUUAGUUAUAGCAAUGGAAAGUUUAAUGUCUGUAUGUGAUGAUGAAAUAGUUGCAACUUUACAAAAGAAAUUUUUAUUUAUUAAUCGUCGAUGGAAAGAAAUAUUUGAUCGUGUUCAACAAUUUGAACAUGGUGAAUCAAUUAAGAAAAAACGUGAUGAAUUUUAUGCUGGUCGUUCAAAUAUAUUAGAUACAUUAGAUAAAAUUGAUGCAGAAAUACAAGUUUAUUUAUCAUGUACAAUAAAAGCACUUAAAGAUCAAGAAAAUCGUCUUUAUAAAGCACAAUCAGGAAUUGAUAUGCUCAAUGAAAAUAUUCAAGCUCUUGCUAAAUUAGGUCAAAUAAUAGCACGUGAAAGUGGUGAAACAUAUGCAACAAGUGAAAUGAAUUCGAUUUUACAAACAUGUUUUGAUAAACUACAUCGAGUACAAGAAUCUUUACCAUCAACAUUAAAACGAAAUAAAAUUAUGCUUGGACAUUUACAAAAAUUUGAAGAUGGUUUACAAAAAUGUCAACAAUGGUUUGACGAAGCUAAAAAAUUAAUUAGUCGAUAUUCAAUUCAAGUACCAGUGAAACGUAUUGAAGAUUUUCUUGAACAACAUCGAAAUUUUUUUGCUGAAAUUGGUUAUUAUCAAUCAUUACUUGAAAAUAAAGCAAAAUUAAUUUUAACCAUGAAAAUAUCCAAUGAAAAUUUAAUUCCAUUAGAUUUUUCUCCAGUUGAUGAACAAUAUCGACAAUUAAUCGAUACAUUUGAACAAAUAAAUCAAAAAGCAUCUUAUUGGGAAAAAGAAUUUAAUCAACAUUGUCAAUUAUGGAAAGAUUUUCAUCAACGUUUAAAAUAUUUAGAAGAAUGGAUAGAUCAAGCACAAAAGAUCGUUAAAGAAAAACAUGAUGAUUAUACAUAUCUUAUUCGUAAACAUAAAGAUUUUUUUCAAACAAUUGAUGAUGAAAUUUUACAUGGUUUUAUUAAAUCUGGACGUGAAUUAUUACAUAUGAGAGAUAAAACUGAACAAAAAGAAAUACAAUAUUUAAUGGAUACACUUGAAUCAAAAUGGAAAACAAUAAUAUGUUAUGCACCAAUACGUUUAUUACGUUUACAAUUUGAACGUAUUGAACAUAUUAUUGUACAAGAAUUAGAACAAGCUGAAAAUGAACUUAAUGAUGAACUUAAACAAUUAGAACGUCAACAUGAUACAACAGAAAUUUUACGUCGUCAUAAUGAACGUUUUCAAUUAAAUAAUUUUCAUCCAACUAUGGAAAUACAUAUGAAAGAUUUACAUACAUAUGCUAAUGAUAUUCGUACUAAAGAACAAGAACAAACAUUAGUUACAUAUGAUAAUGAACAAAUUGAUCAACGUACAAUUAAAUUAAAUAAUUAUUGGACACGUAUGCAAACUAAAAUUGAUAAUGUUAGAAAAAAACUUCAAACUAUACCCAAAAAAUGGCAAGAAUUUGAAGAAAAAUUUCAUCUUGUUGAAACUUGGAUGGCUACUAUUGAACGAUCAAUGGCUAAUACACAGAAUACUGAAAUACCUUUAGAACAAUAUACAUCAUUUGUCAAUAAAUUUAAGAAUGAAUCUCAACAAAUCGGCAUUAUAUCUGAUCAUACGAAAACUUUAUCAUUAAUCUUAAAUGAUCUAAUCGAAGAACAAGCUACUGAUGAACCAGCACGUUAUCGUCAACGACUUGAUUUACUUUUAUCACGUUAUAAACAAUUAUGUAUUUCUAUUGAUGAAACAUCUCAAUAUUGUUCUGUUAUUAUUCCAGCUAAAAUAAUUCAUGAAGAUAGUUUACAAUUAAAUGCAUCAUUAAUAAAUAUAUCAAAUGUAUUAAUUAAUUUUCGUGAUGUAUCUGAUGUUCGUAAUGCAUUACAAGAUCAAACUCAAAUUUAUAAUAAUUUAAAAAAUUUUUCACAACAAGUUAAUGAACUUAUUACACGUGGUAAUAAACAUAUGAAAUUACCUAUGGUACCGAAAUAUGUUCAACAAGAUAUACAAAAUAUACAAAAACUUUAUAAUGAUAAAAUUCAAUCAGCACAAGAUUUAUUAGAAAAACUUCAACGUUUACUUGAACUUUGGGAACGUUUUGAUACAAAUAAACGUCGUUAUCAACAACAAACUGAACGAUUAAAUAAUGAACUUUCACAAUUAAAUGUUAAUAGAAAUUCGAUUGUUUCAUUUCAACAUGAAAUCGAUAAUUGCAAACAUCUUCGAAAUUCUUAUGCUGAUUUAAAACCAUUACUUGAUGAAACAGGACAAGUUUUACAAACAAUAUCAUCAAAUAAUUUAUUACCUUAUGGAAAUAUCCAAAUACUUAAAACUGAUUAUGAUAAUAUACAAGAAGAUUUAUUUGAAAAAUUACGAAUAAUUGAUGAAAUUUUACAAGAAUUAAUAUCUGAUAAUGAUAAAUGGAUACAAUUUAAUAAUGAACUUGAACGUUUAGAAACAUUAUUUACUUCAAUGUCUGAUACAAAAACACUUGGAGAUAAAUCAUUGGAAGAAAAACAACAAAUAUUGGAGCGUAUUCGUAUUGAACUCUCUGGACAUUUACAUUCAUUAUCAGUCUUACAUUCUGAUGGUACAAAUCUUGAAUCACUUCGUUCUCGACCAAGAGAUUUACGAAAUGUUUUAAAUCGUUUAAAUCAAUUACGUGCAUUAGCUGAAACAACAUCUAAUAAAAUCAAUCGAGAAGAAGAACAAGUUGUACAAUGUCGAACACAUGUACAAACAUCACAACGUUAUAUUCAACAAUUACAACCAUGGAUUGAACAAACAGAAUAUUAUCUUAAUAAACGUUUUAGUCAAAUUGGUGCUUUGAAUACAAAUGAUGCUAAACAAUUACUUGAUAAACAUAAAGAACUUCUUGAAGAACGUCGUCGUAUGUUAACUAUAUACAAUAAUUUACAUGAUGAAGAACAUAAUAUAGGUGAUCAAUAUGAAUUAAAAUCAUUAAUAAAAUCUUUAUCAACACGUUGGAUGGAUAUAGAACGAAGAUCUGAUGAAUUAGCAUCGAUUUAUAAUGCACAACAUCGUGCAUGGACAACAUUUGAUUCAGAAUUAAAUUCAUUUCGUGAUGAAAUUUUAUUUGAAUUUGAACAACGAAUUCAUAAUAUAAAUUUAAUAGAAAUUAAUAAAUUAUUUGAUCUUAAUCGAAUUAAUACAUUACUCAAUGAAUUACGAUUACUUAAUGAAAAUAUUAGUAGUCAUACAUCAAAUUAUAAUCGUUUACAUAAACAAUUCAAUGAUUUAAGACAAUAUAGUUCAUCAGAAGGUCAACGAAUACUUACUGAAGAACAAUUAUCAAUUGAAAAACGAUGGAAUCAACUUAAUCAACUUAUUACUGAUAGACUUCGUGAAACCGAACAUUUAUAUGAAUCUCGUAAAUCAUUUCAUAAUCGUUUUGAAUCAUUUGAACGAAAUGUACGUGAUAUUGUUGAAUUAAUUGAAAAUAAUGGACAAAUACAAAGUUCAACAUGGAAUCAAACAUUAGAACGUUUACAACAAAUUGAAAAACAAUUACAAUCAAUUCAACCAUUACUUUUAAUUGUUGGACAUGAAUUAGCUGAUCUUGAAGUUGCUGGUUUACCAAAAAUUGAAUUACAAACUAUACAAAAUACUUAUGAAACUCAUCGACAACGAUUAAACAUUUAUGAAAAUAUUUUACAAAAACGUAUCGAUUUAUUAAAACGUUUUGACGAACAUAUAAAACGUUCAAAUGAAUUACGAAAUAAAUUACAACAAAUAAAUGAUGAUUUACAACAAAAACAACAAAUUAAAAUUCAUGAUAUUGAUGUAUUAAAAACUCAACUUGAACGUUAUGUAACAGAUUUACGUACAAUACAAUCAGAAAGUAGUAUACUCGAUCGUUUAAUGGAAGAAAGUAAUACAACAAUAACAGAUUCAACAACAAAUCGAACAAUUUUCUUUACGGUUGAAAGUCGUAAUAUUCAAAAUUUAAUUGAUAUGGCUGAAAAUAGACUUAUUCAACGUCGUACUCAAACUCAAGAAUUAAAUCAAUUAGUAGAAGAUUUUACUCAAGCUCAUAACAAUUUACUUUCUCGUAUCAAUACUUUAAGUAACAAUAUUCGUUCAGCUCGUCUAUCUGGUUAUACAGUUCAUGAUAUAGAAGAUCUCAUGAUUGUCAUCAAACAUUUACAAGACGAAAUCGAACAUGAACUCGAUCCAUUAUUCAAACAAUUGGUACGAACAUCGAUAAAUACAACGACUGAAAAUGAAAAUAUAAUAGAAAAAACUCAAAUCGAUUUGGAAAAAUUAAAUGUUGAAACAAAUGAACGUAUCUAUGCUCUACAACGAGCAUAUACGUUAUAUAAUGAAAUAGAAAUACUUCGAAAACAAAUUGAAAUAACUAUACAUAAUGUUGAAUUAAUUUUAAAUGAAACUAUUAUUAAUUCCAAUUCAUUUCAACAAGCAAAAAAUCAUUUAAAUAAAUUAAAACAAACUGAAUUAGAUCAACGUCAAAGUGCUGAACAUGAUAUGGCAAUAUGUCAAAAACGAUGUGAUGAAUUUAUCAGCUUAUUAAAGCCAUGGUAUGAAAUGAAUUGGUCAACAUAUUUUAAUCUCUCAGAUUUACAAGCAAAAAUGAGUGAAACAUUUGAAGUUAAUUUACAUGAUCAUAUAAAACGUACAGAAACUAUAUGUAAUUAUUUACAAUCUAUUGAAAAAAUUCAAAAAGAACUUGAUACAAAAGUUCAUGGACUUGAUGAAUUAGCAUCUAAAAUGAUUGAUAAUAGUGAUCAAAAUCGUUUUCUUGAAAUUAUACAAUUUCAACGUCCAAUUAUAGCUAAUUUAUUUACUAAUUUUGAUGAACAAUUAACUCGUAUAAAACUAGAUUGUAAUGAACAAUAUUUUAAUGAAUUAGAACAAUAUCGUCAUAAUAUUUAUCAACGUUUACAAAAUUUUGAUUAUCAAAUUAAUCAAUCUGUUGAAAAUGAACGUAAUAUUCAAGAACAAAGUUCAAAAUUAUUAUUAGAUCUUGAUUUACUUAAUCCAUUAUUAUUAAAAUUAACUGAACAAACAGAAUCUUAUGAAAAAAUUUUUAAUGAAACAGAAUCAAUUGAAAAUUUUGUUAAACUUCAUCAACAAAUAAAACAAAUUCAAACAGAACUUUCAUUAUUAUUUAAUUCUAAACUUCAAGAAUUAAAUGAAAAUAUUCAACAAUAUACAAAUAAUAAUAUUCGUCAUGAAAGUACUCAAUUAUGUACAACAUUAAUGAAUAUAAAUAAUCGUUAUAGAAUAUUAAGUCAAGAUAUAAAUCGUUUUAUUGAACGUAUAGAUGAACGUAUUGAAAGUGAAACAAAUAAUUCAAUUGAAAAUUAUAGAAAAUUUAUGGAAAAUUUACGUGUUAAAUUAACACGAAUAAAUAAUGAUUAUCGUUUAACUAUUGAUGCUAAACAAAGAUUAAUCAAUGAAAUUGCACAUUCAUUAACAAAUGGACGUGUUUAUGUUCAUCAAGCAAUUGAACAUAUAAAAUUAACACGAAAUUUAUUAAAUAAUGAAUAUAAUAUAAAUGAAAUCGAUGAUGAAUGUCAAGCUAUUGAUGAUGAAUGGAUUGAAUUUAUAAGUGAUUUUGAUGAUCAAAAAGAAGAAAUAAAUAAAAUUGAAAAUGAAAUUAAAAAAUUUGAUGCUGAAAUUAAUCAAAUUCAUCAAUGGUUAAAACAACAAGAAAAUUCUCUUCAAUUAUUGAUUGCAAAUCAACCAACACUUGCAUUAAAAUUAGAUAAACUUGAACAAAUCAAAACUCUUAUUCGAACUUUGGAAACUUAUGUAGAUCUUAAACAAGAAUUAAAACAACUUGAAAAUAAAGUUUCAAUUGUUUCUUUAAUUCAAAAUUAUAAUCAAUCAAUAGAAAAACGACAACAAUUACUUUCAAAUGCUCAAGAUGCAUUAAUUCAAGCAUCAGAAGCUGUUGAAUAUCAUGAACAUUUUGAAACAAUAUCAGAAAGCUUCCAUCAAUGGAUGACAGAUGCUGAAAAUCGAUUAGAAAAACAUACAUCAACUAAUGAAAUGAAAUCAGAUUAUGUUAUUGAAGAACAUUAUCGAAGUGUAGAAGAUUUAAUCAAUGAAAAUAUUGAUGGUGAAAGUCUUCUUUCAAAUCUUGAGGAUUGUCUUGAACAAGUAUUCAAAACAACAUCAAUUGAAGGUCGUACACAAUUAAAAAAUAUUAUAACUGAGUAUCAAGCACGUUGGUCUAAUUAUAAUAUAAAACAAAAACAAUUAAAACAAAUUUUACAUAAUGUUAAAAUAGAUCGUAUGGAAAUUGAUGAAACAUUAAAUGAAAUCAAUGAUUGGAUAAAUGAACAUCAUUAUAAAUUAAAUGAUUUAACAAAUAAUUUAAGUUUACGUGAUGAAAAUCGUAAACGUUUAUAUCAAUUAAAAUGUUUUUCAAAUGAUAUUAAUGUUAAACAAACAUUAUUAAAUACAUUAAAAGAAAAAAUUCUUGAUAAUGAUCGAUUUGAUAUAAUUCAACAAAUAUUAAAUGAAUUUCAAGAAGAACUUCGAAUAAAAACAAAUUUAUUAGAAGAAUUUGUUCGUACACAAAUAUUUAUUGAAGAUAGUAAACAAUCUAUAAUGGAAAAAUUAAAAUUUUUAAUGGAUCGUUUAUCAUUAUGUACAAAAACAGAUUGUGAUUUAGAUACAUUACAAAGUCGUUUAAAUAAAAUCGAAGAAUAUAAAUUUGAAUUAGAAAAUCUUGAACAAGAAUUUAAUCAAAGUUAUGAACAAUAUCAUUUAAUAAUUGAAUUCAAUUUAAAUUCAAUGAUUAAAUUAAAUUAUCAACAAAAUUUUGAACAAAUGCAUUUAGUUAUUAAUAAUGGUAAACAAACAAUUGAACGUGCUAUUUUAGAAUUAAAACAUCUAUGUGAUAUAUGGUAUCAAUAUGAAAAACAUAAUAAAACAUUUGUUUCAUGGUUAAAUGAAACAGAAAAUCAAUUAACUUCUUUUAUAACAAUAAAUAAUGAUGAUAAUGAAUAUACAAUUGAAUAUUUAAAUCAAUUAAGUGAAAAUAUUUCUGAUAAAGAUAAACAAUUAAAAGAAUUAGAAGAACUUGAAUCAUUAAUUAAUGAUUAUGAUUGGUCGAGACAAGCACAUAAUACUGCAAUUUUAAGAGAAAGAAUCAUUGUUCUACUCGGUCAAUGUAAUAGUCAACUAGAACGAGUUCAACAAGCAGUAAAUUUUAGUCAACAAUGGAAAAGUUUAUUAUCAAUAAUUCAUACAUCAUUUGAAACUUAUCAACAACAAUUAAUUGAAAUUCAUCAAGAACAAAAAUCAUUAAUUCAUCUUGAUGCUAUUCAAGAUAUUCAACAGAGUCGUAUACAAUGUGAACAAAAUAUGAAACAAUUAGAAACAUUUGCUACAACUGGAUUUAUUCAUUCAACUAAAAAAGAAUCUAUUCGAACACAAAUACGAACAUUAAAACUUCAAUUAAAUGAACUUAAUGAAUUAUUUUCAACGAUUCAACAAGAUUUACGUACACGUUCACAAGCAUGUGAAUUUGUUCAAACAUGUAUUGAUGAAAUAAAUCUAUUUCUUGAUUCAUUACAAAUACAAUCAAAUGAUAAUGAAAUACUUUCAUCGAUUUGGAUUCAAAAUCUACGUAAUCAAUUAGAUCAAUUUGAUAUUAAGUCAAAACGUUUACGUACAGUUGAUUCAUUUUUAAGUCAUUGUACAACUGAAUUGAUGCGUUCAUUUGAAUCAAUGACAAAUCGUUUUCAAAUAGCACGAAAAGAACUUGAAACAUUUAUCAAUGAAAAUGAACUAUUCUAUACACGUCAACAAGAACUAGAUGUUUAUUUAGUUGAAUUAGAUCGACAUUUAAAUUAUUUAACAACACAUUAUGAAUCAUUUGAAAGUAUAGAAAAAGAUAAUCGAAGAGAAUUAGAAAUUAAACUUGAUAAACAUCAACAAUUAUUUCAAUUAAUAAAAGAAUUUGAUAAACAACUUGUCAAUAUACGUAGUAAAAUAUAUGAAGCUGGUUUAAAAAGUUCAUUAGAAGAAUCAGUACAAAAACGUUUCAAUCAUCUUGAACAAAAUUCAUCUUUAUUACAAGAAAAAGCUAUGCAAACAUUUACAUUUAUAACAACAAUUAAAUUUGAAUGUGAACAAUUAAUAACUGAUAUUAAACAAAUGAAUGAUUGGUUAAAAUUAACAGAUCAACAAUUAAAUAAAUAUUUAAUUAUUAAUCUUAAUACAGCAGAAGAAAAAAAUGAUGCUGCAAAACGAAUGCUUGAAAAAUUGGAUGAUUUUGCUAUUCAAGAAGCUUAUCGUGAACAAAUGAAACAACGAUCUGAUAAUCUAUUUAAAAUUCUUGACGAUGCUCCACUUCAAGCUAAUCUUGAUGAUCUUGAUCAAACAUUUUCAACAGUUAAACAACAAAUUCAAUAUCGUUAUGAAACAUUAAAUCGUGCUGGACAUCAUCAUGCUGAUUAUGAUCUUCGUUUACAUAAUCUAUUUGAAACAUUAUCAACACUUCAAACAACAUUUCAUCAUCUUCGACAACAAGAAAAUUAUGGUGAUGUUUUAUUUCAACUUAAAAAUUUUAAAACUGAACGAGAUGAUUUCGAAGAAGAAAUUCGUCGAAUAUCCUAUAUUAAUGAACAAAUUAUAUCUGAAACUUCUAUUGAAGGUAGUGAACAUCUUAAAUUUAAAUUAAAACAAGUUCAAACAAAAUGGAGAAGUUUAAAUAAUGAUAUUCAAGCAUUUGAAGAAAAAUUAGCUCAACAAGAUGAAGAACAACGUUUAGUUUUAAAUGAACAAGCAACAAUUGAACAAACAUUAAAUAAUAUUCAACAACAAUUACAAAUAUUUGAUCAACAAUUUUUACAUGAUUAUACAGCAACUGAUUUAGUUCGACAACGUCUUCAACAUAUGACAAAUACAUUAACAAGUGUAGAAAAAUUUCAUUUACAUUUAUUAUCUCCAUCAUCAUCAACAGAUACAACUGUUAUUGAACGUGCACAACAUUUGUCAUCAUUUCAUGAACAAUUGAAAACAAUAACUCAAAAAAAAAUUAAUGAAUUAAAUCAAAUUGAAAAAUAUUCAAAUGAAAUUAUUUCUUGUCAACAAACAUUACAAAAUUUAAUUGAUACUUGUUCAAUACGUUUACAAACAUUUCAUAAUGAAAAAUCAAAAAAUGAAAUUUAUAUUAAACGUAUAACAACUGCAUUUGAAGAUCAUCGAAAUCGUUUAAAUGAUUUAGUAAUCAAAGCAAAAGAUCUCAAAACAAAAUUAUCUGAUGAAUGUCUUUCAAAAGAAUUAAUUAAAAUAUUAAUGGAUAAAAUUGAUCAAAUGUUUAAUGAUGCUGAACGUUGUUCAAUAAAUUUAAUUCAAAUAGAAACUGAAUGUCAUCAUAUACAAGAAUUAAUUAUUGAACAAAAAGAAUCAAUACAAAAUAUUCAACAAUCAUUAAUAACAAUUGAACAAACAAUUGAUGGAUUUAUGUUAAAACAUUCAAUUGAAGAAAAAUUAUUACAAAAAGAAGAACUUAAACAUUUACAACAAGAAUGUUUCGAAUGUAGUAGUCGAUUAAUUCAAAUCAAUGAACGUCUUACUAACAAUCAUAUUGAUGAUGGUCAAAUGGUAAUGAUAGUCAAUGAAACAAAACAAAAAUGUGAUGAACUUGUUAAAAAUAUUCAACAUCUUCUUCUAUCUUGUGAUGAAAUUAUUCAUAAACAAACAACAUUUGAUGAAACAUAUAAUGAUGUACGAAAAUCUAUUGAAAGUCUUCAUGAAAAAUAUCAAAGUAGUUUGGAAUUAGAUAGUGGUGUUGCAGAAUUAAGUGCACUUUUAUCUGAAUGUGAUUCAUUACGUGAUAGAUUAGAUUUUAUGACAUCAUCUUAUAAUACAAUUGAUACACAAUUACGUACACAUCAUUCAUCAAUAUCAACAACAACAUCGAAUAGUAAUAAUAAUAAUUCAUUAUUAUUAUCAUCAUCAGUACAUAAUCAUACAAUGAAAGCAAUGUUACAACAAACAAAAGAUGAAUUUAAUCGUCUUGUACAAACAUUACGUUCAUCAAAACAAACAAUUGAAUCAAAACAACAACGUUUACAAACAUUAAAUAAACAAUUAAAUGAUAUUGAACAUGAAUAUGAAUUAAUAAUUGUAACAAUAAAAUUACCAGCUAUUGAAGAAAUUAUUAAAGAUGAUCAAUAUGAAUAUAAAGAUGAAUGUCAAAGAAAAAGAUUAACAAUUCAAGAUAUCGAACCAAAACAAAAUCAUUUACAAAUCAUUUCCAAUGAAGCUAAUGAAUUAAAUGAUUUACAAUUAGUAAGUAAUGCUAAACGUUUAAUUAGUCAAUUUGAUCAUUUACGUCGAGAUCUUACGAUUCAUCUUGAUGAAAGUGAACGUCGUUAUCAAAUACUUCAAAAAUUUACUAAUGAUUGUUCAUUAUUACAACAAUCUCUUCAAAUAAUUCAAAAUCAACUUUCACCAAUUUUAGAUACCUAUGGUGAUAAAGAAAUACUUGAAGAUAAAUUAAAAAAAUUAAUAGACAUUAAAAAUAACUAUCGAGAAUUGACGUCUGCAUUACAAGACACCGAACAAAUGACAAGUCAAGUACUUACGUUAGUUGGCCAAAAUGGUAAACAAUCUGUACGUCGUGAAUGGGAACGUGUACAAACUAAAUCACAUCAAAUUAAUACAACUAUUCUCAAGAUCGAACAACAAUUACAAAAUUGUAUUACAGAUUGGUUAACAUUUAUAAAAGAAAGUGAACAAUUAUCAUAUGAACUUAAUAAUUUCGAAUCAUCAUUAAAAAUGAUAAAUAUUCGAAUUCAAAAUGAUGGACAAACACCUGUUGGUACAUUACGAAAUAUGAAAAAUGAUUUGGAUUUAAUUGAAAGUAAAUUAAAUAGUUUAAAUCGUUUUGCAAUUGAUCUAUCUCAACGAACACAAGAAACUGAUCUAUUAGAACAUUUACAACAAUUACAAAUAUUUAUACAACGAUUAAAAAUUUUAUUAAAAGAUCUUUUACGUAAAGCAACUGAUGGUCAAACAAAAUAUUCUUUAUAUUCACAACAAAUUAAUAAUUAUAAUGAAUUACUUAAUGAAUGUGAAUUAAUAUUAAAUAAAAUUAUUAAUGAUAUUGAUAUAUGGAAUAAUAAUACAUCUUUAUCAAUUGAAACAAUUCAAACAACAUCAAAUGUUUUACAAUCAUUAAUUAAUAAUCAAUCAGUCGUUCAACGACAAGCAAAUUUAUUAAAUGAAGUUACUGAAUCUUUAUUAGAUUCAGUUGAAAAUGCAAAUUUUUUUCGUCAAACUUGUUUAAUAAUACAAAAUCGACAAAAAAAUAUAAUUCAACAAACAAAUACAAUUGAAAAUCAAUUAGAUAAUUUAUUACAACGAAUAAAUGAUAUUAAACGAUUAAAAACUAAAAUCAAUGAUUCACAUAUAAAUAUUGAACAAAAAUUAAAACAAAUUAAUGAUUCAAUAUCAACAAUUAAUACAGAUGAAAAACAAGAACAAUUAAUUCGUAUACAGACUGAAUUAGAAGUUUUAAGUGAAAAUGAUGUUCAUCUUCGUGAAUUAUCCGAUAUGAUUGAUCAUUUACAACCGAAAAUAUCUGAAUUUAUAAAUGAUUUUGAACAAAUUGCAACAAAACAAGAACAAUUAAAUAAUGAAGCUCAAAUACUUGAAAGUAAAUGUCGAUCUGAAUAUAAUUCAUUAAAACAAUGGAUUGAAAUUCAACAAAAAUUCGAACAUAUUUUAACAAAAAUAACUAAAGAUUUUGAACAAACAAUACAAUAUCAUACAUUACUUCAAUUAGAAGAAUAUUCGAAAAAUUUAAUAUUAAAUUUAAAUAAUCAAGAAUAUAUUGAAAAUCUUUUUCAAGAAGCUAGAAAAACAAUAGAAUCAUUAGAUCAAUCAAAUCAAGAAAAUAUAAAUCAUAGAAUUGAACAAUAUGAAAUACGAUGGAAAGAUCUUUGUGAACGUUUAAAUAAAAAACUUGAAGAAACAGAAAGAAUUCGUAAUCAAACUCAAAAUUUUAUUCAAAAUUGUGAUAAACAUUUUAAACAAUGUUUUAAUUUUCUUUCAACAUUAACUGAUAUUCAAAAUGAUUCUACACAAAUAUCGAAUGAUAAACUUGAAAAAUUACAAACUGAACAUAUUCAAAUUUUUAAUUCUUUAAUUUCAACUAUUGAAAAUAAUCUUUCAUUAGCAAAAGAUUUAAGUCUUAUUCUUACUAAUGAACCACAAAUACGACAUCAAAUUGAACAAUUAAUUCAAAUACGUAAUAAAAUUAAAGAACAAUUUAAUUUAACAAUUCAACAGUUUGAAGAAUUAGUUCAAAGAUUUAAUAUUUCAUUAAAUGAAAAUACUAGUCUUGAAAAACGUCUUACAAGUACAUUAUGUGAUAUUGAAAAAUGUUUAAAUCUUACAGGAGAUAAUUUUACUUCUCAAACACGUCAAUAUUUAAAUGAAUAUCAAACUAUUCAACGAUCAAUUAUAAUUGAUUUACAAAAAUUAUCUGAUCAUAAUCUUUUAUUAUCUUCAGAUAUUAAAGCAACAGAAUAUCUUCAAGAAUGUUAUAAUCAUUUAAAAGAAAUUCAUUUAAAUUUAGAACAAAAAGUUAAUCAUUUACGGGAACGUGUUAAUAUUUCAUUAUCAAUAAAUGUUAAAAUUGAUGAUAAUAUUCGACAAAUAAAACGAAAAUUAAUUUUAUAUGAAAAUGAUCUUAAUCGUUUAAAAACUGAAAUACCAAAUACAGUUUCUGAUAAACGUAUACGUGCAGAAUUAGCAGUGACAGUUUUUAAUGAUCUUGAAUUCGUUGAAAAUCUUAUUAAAGAAUUAAUUCGUGAUGCUACAAAUGAAUGUGAAACAUCAACAGAAAAUAUUCAAGCAUUAAAUGGAAUUAAAAUUCAACAUGAACAUAUGUUUCGUGAAUUUAAAGAACAAGUUGCUAAUACAAAUUUAAUUUUUAAUGAACAUUUUAAUUAUGGCGAAAGUGCACGAACACUUCGAUCAUUUAUUGCAGAUGUUACAACAGAAUUAUGUAAUCUUGAUAAACAACCUAUUUCAACAAUUGAAAAAACAAGAGAAUUCAUUGAGUCUAAAGUUUUACAAGUUGAAAAAUUAAAACAACGUUAUGAUGAAUUCCAACCAAUUCUUAUUCAUAUUCAAAAAUCUACAGGUUUCGAUGGUCAACAAAAAUUAAUUGAUGAAAAUCAAUUUCUUUUUGAUACAUUACAAUCAUUAGAAAAUCAAUUAACAACAAUACAUUCAUUAUGUAUUGAAAAACAACAAGCAUGGUUUGAAUUUAAACUUCGUUUUGAUACAACAUAUUCAUCAUUUAAUCAUAUACUUGAAUUCUAUCAACAAAAUAAUCAUAAUCUUGAUCAAUUAAAAGAUAUUCAAAAUGAAUUAAUUCUUCUACAAGAUCAUAUUGAUUAUCUUUUACAAAUAAAAUCAACACGUUUUUCAAUUCUUACAUCUAAUGAUAAUUUAUUCUUUUUGGAUACAAAUAUUGAAUAUGAUUUAUUACAAUUACAAACAAAUUAUCGUCUUAAAUUAAAUGAAAUAAAUCAAGAAAUUGAAAAAUUAAUUGAAAAUCAAUUAAAAUUUGAACGUUUAAAAUUAAUUAUAAAAUCUAUUGAAGAUAAUUUAAAUUUACAUGAAAAAAAUCUUAAUAAAAUUUCAUAUCAAAGACAAUUAGAUAAUGAAUUAACAUUUGAUAAUUUAUUUAAAUUAUUUCAACAAAUUGAACAAAUACAAAUUGAAUUAAAAGAAUUAACAAAAAAUUUCAAUCAAAUUAUAAAUGAUAAUAAUUUAAUUGAACAAUUAAAAAUUAAAUUUGAAAAUUUACAAUCAAUUUCAAAUAAUGAAUAUAUUAUUUUUAAUCGUUUAAUAAAUGAAUAUAAAUUAUUAAAUCAAAUGAUAACAAAUUAUAAUGAAUUAAAUGAACAAAUUAAUGAAUGUAUUGUUAAUAUUUUACAACAUGUUGAUAAUCGUUCACGAUUAAUUUCACCUGAACUUAAACAACGUUCAUCAACCGGUCAAUUUGUUCAAUUAAAUAUUUAUCGAAUACAAAUUCAAGAACAAUUAACAAUUGUUCAACAUCCACCAAAUAUAAUAACAUCAAAAUUUAUUAAACAACGUAUUGAACAAUUACAUCAAGAUAUUCUUUCAUUAAAAGAUGAAAUUGAAUCAAUUCUUGAAAAAGAAAAUGAAACAACAUCAAUACAAAUAAAAAUUGAUAAUUUAAUUGAAAAUUUACAAAAUGAAUUUGAUCGUCAACCAAUAUUUUCUUCAUUAUUAACUAUUAAUACAUUUGAAACAUAUGAAAAAUUAUCAAAUAAUUAUUUACAAACAAUUCAUUAUAUUGAAAAUGAAUUAGAAAAAACUAUUGAACAAUUUCAAGAUAUUGGUUUAAUACGUCAAUAUAAUAAUCGAUUAAAUGAUAUAAAACAACAAAUUAUUCAAAUUGAAUUAAAUAUUAAAAAAUCUAUUGAUCAUCUUCAACAAGGUCUUAAUGAACAAAAUAUUCUUCAAAAUAAAAUUCUUCUAAUUAUUGAAGAUUUAAAUGAUUGUGAAAGUCAAUUAACAAAUAGAAUAUCUAUGAAAGAAUAUCAAAUUCAACAGACAUUACAAGAAGUACAAAUUAUGUUAGCAAAUAUUGAAUCAAUAUUUGAUGAUAUUAUUAUUCAAUCGAAAACAUUAGAACAAGAAUAUUCCAUUGCACAACAACAAACACAAAUAAAAGAUAUUCAACUUCGUACACAACGUGUUUCAAGACUUAUUCAAGAAACAUCUCAAUAUCUUGAUAUAAUACAUAAUAAAAAACAAGAAUGUGAGAAUCUUCUUGAUCAAUUAACAAAUUGGCUUGAAUUAAAACAAAGUACAUAUGCUAAUUUACUUGAUUUACCAUUUGAAAAUGAUUCAUUAUCACUUGAAUCUAAAAUAAAUCAAAUUCAAAAUGAACAUAAUACAAUGAUUGAAGGUUAUACACUUUUAAAAUCUAUUGAAACUUUACAAAAUGAAUUAAAAAUAAUAAAUACAGAUGAUGAUAAUAAAAUUUUAAAUGAACUUAUUGAACAAUAUAAUGAACAAUUAAAAUCUUGUGAUUCAUCAUUUGUUGAAAUAAUAUCUAUGAUAAGACAAAUACAAAUAAAUAUAAAUACAUUUAAUGAUAGUUGUCAAGAAAUUGAACAUACAAUAGAACAACAACGUAUUUUAUUUAAACAAUUUAUUGAUAAUAAUUAUAAUAUUCUACCUGAUAAUUUAAAUCAACAAAUACAAAGAUUAAAAAAUUUACAACGUGAAAUUGAAACAAAAACAAAUUCAAUGAUUGAAACAUUAAAAGAAACACCAAUUAAUGAAACUAAAAUUGAAUAUUUAAUAAAUAAUAAUGAACAAUUAAAAUUAACAAUUCUUGAAGAGAUUGAUCAACGAGAAUCUCUUCUUACUCAAUAUACUGAAUUUCUUACGGAAAUGACACGAACACAAACAAAUGUUAUAUCUCUUGCUCAAAAACCUGAUUCUUCAAUAUCCGAUGAAGAUUAUAUGAAAAUAAAACAUUCAUCAGAAACAAUAUUCAGAUCUUUUGAUACAAUAUCAGCAAUUGGUCAUCGUUUACUUGAUAAUUAUUCUCAAUAUACACAAUUAUGUCAUUCAAUUAAAUCAGCACUUGAUUUAAAUGAACAAAAUCGUCAAACAUUUGAAUUUGCUAUGAAAAAUACCGAAACUAUCUAUUUAACUGCUGUAGAAAUACGACAAGAACAAGAUGAAAUAAUUAAAAAUCUUCAACAACAAUUAAUACAUUUAGAACAAAUUAUUAAUCAAACAAAUGAAUUAGAUGAUAUACAAACAUUUGAUCAAACAUAUGAAGAAAUAAAUACAUAUAUUGAAACUAUUCAUAUAAAACUUAAAUCAAUUAUGUCGAAUGUAGAUAAUCAACAUUUAUCUAUUUUAACUAAUAUUCAACAACGUUUACAAAUUAUUUCUAAUCGAAGUCAACAUCGACGAGAUGAAAUUCGUCCAAUACUUGUUAAAAAACAAGUUCAUAAUGAAUUAAUUGAAUCUUCAAUAAAUUGGUUACAAGACAUUAUGAAACAUUUAUCUAUAAUCUCAAUAGAACCAAUAUCUAUUCAAUAUGAUCAAACAUUAAAUCGUUUAAAUAAUUUAUCAAAUGAAAUUCAAUUAAAAUUAUUACAAAUUCAAGAAAUAAAUAAUAAUUAUUCAUUUGAACAAAAUCGUUUAAAAUUAAUAAAAGAUUUAGAAAAUACAAAUGAAACUAUUAAUAAAUUAAUAAAUAAUCGUGAACAAAUACAACUAACUGUUCAAAAACUUGAUCAAACAGUUUUAUUAAUUAAUCAAAAUAUUAAAAUUCUUCGAACAAAUCUUGAACAUUAUCGAUUAACAAAUAAUAAUAUUGAAGAACUUCAAAGAUUUACUAAUAGUAUAACUAAUGAAGAAAUACAAUUAAAAACAUGUUAUGAUACUUUAAAUGGACUUCAUACAAAUUUAAAUGAAAUUGAUCGAAAUGAAUAUACAAAUCAUAUACGUUCUGUUGAAAAUCAAAUAGCUGAUAUAAAACAACGUUUAAUUCAUUUUGAAAAAUUAUCAAUCGAACAUCAAACUGAAUAUAAAAAUUUUGAAAAAAAUCUUCAAUUAUUUGAAUUAAAUAUAAAUACAUUUAAACAAACAUUAGAAAUACGUUUAAUGGAAAUAACAAUUGAUGAUAUGAAAAUAAUUGAUAAUAUUAAUCGAGAGAUUCAAAGUGAAGAAACACAUUUGAAUGCACUACGUGGUAAAUACAAGACAUUAGCACCUGAUUUAAAUAAUGAAGAACGUCAACAAGCAGAAACUAUGAUCAAUAAAAUUCAAACUGAACUUGAACAAUUACAAGAACAAAUUGAAAAACGAAAAGAACAUUUGAAUACUCUAAUACAUCAACGUCAAGAAUUAGAUCAAGCAUCUCAACGUUUGAUUGUUUGGUAUGAAGAUAAACAACGUUUAAUUUCACCUGAUCAAAUGAUUCCAUUAAAAAUCAAUGAAAUUGAACGAAUACAAAAAAAAAUUAAUGAUACAUUAAAUGAAUUAAAAUUUCAACGAAUAACAUUAGAUAAUAUUGUUAAAUUAAGUGAAGAAAUUAAACAAGGGUAUUCACGUGAAGGUCAAAAUGAUGUUAAUCUUCAUAUGGAUGAAUUACUUCGUAAAUUGAAUUCUUUGGAAGAAUCAAUACAUGAUCGUAAUCGACAAUUAAAUGGUGCUAAUGAACAACGACGAGAAUUGGAUAGAAUUAUGAGUAAACUUAGUGAAUGGAUUAAAAAUACUGAACAACAAAUUAAAGAUCCAUUAACUAAUGAUCUUCAACAAACUGCUAAUGGUCUCAAAGAAAAAUAUAGAAGUAUACAAGCAUUACUUGAAUCAACAAAAGAUCGUACGAAUGAAUUUGAUGAUUUAACACGUAUUUAUAUGAUUGUUUCAUCAACAUUGAAUGAUACUGAUCGAAUAACAUUAGAUGAAAAAUAUACUUUAUUUCAAGAAAAAUAUAAUCGUUUAUUGGAUAAUCUUACACAACGUCUUACAUUACUUGAUGAAGCAAAUCAUGAACGAUAUGAAUUUGAUAAACAAAAUGAAUAUGUUCAAAAUCUUUAUCAACAAUUACAAAAUGAUUUUACAAAAUUAAAACAACAAUCAUCAUCUAUUGAUGAUAAUCGUCAUGAUAAUUUAUUAUCAAUUGAAAAACGUUUAGAACAAUUUAAACAAUUAUUAAAACGUCUUGAUGAAAUAAAUAAUAAUUUAAAAGAAUUAACACGUUUACAACGUUUAUUAACUAGUAAAGGACAUCGAAUUGAUUUUCGUAUAGGUGGUGAAUUAAAUGCUAAUUUAAAAAAUCUUGAAGGACAAAUUCAUAAUGAAAUUGAAAAAAUUGAAAGAGCUUUACAAACUGAAAAUGAUUUUCAUCAUUUAGAAAAAGAACUUGAAUCAUAUUUACAAAUUUCAUCUGAACAUUUAAAAUCAGCUCAACAUCAACAAGAUAAAGGAAUGGCUUAUCAGACUAUUUUCGAACGUUUACAACAAAGUGAACAAGGAUUAAAUAAAUUAAUUCAACUUGCUGAACGUCUUAAACAUGAACUUCCACGUUCACAAUAUGAACAAUUACAAAAAAAAAUUGAACAACAUCAAGAAUAUCUUCAAACACUUAUGAAAACAUGUCAACAAGCACGUGGUGAACAUGAACAUAUGGUUAAAACACAAAAUAAACUUAAUGAAGAAUUAAUUGCUAUUAAUGAUUGGUUUAAAAGACUUAUACAAGAAUUAACACAACCAAUUGAUCUUAAUUUAUCAUUAAAUAAUGUUAAUGAUAUUCAAGAUUCAAUGACACAACUUGAUGUAUCAAUUGAUCAACGUUUAUUAAGACUUGAUCAAGCACUUCGUGAUGAACCAAAUUUAAUUAGUUCAAAUGAUAAAGAAAUUCAUGAAAGAUUAAAUACUCUCGAAGAACUUAAACAUCAAGUUAAAAGUCAUUUAAAUAAACGACGUACUCUUCUUGAUGAUAUUCAUCAACGUAUGACUCAAUAUCUUAAAUUAACUACAGAUAUUAAAACAGCUAUUUGUGAUGCUGAUUUUAAAUUAGCACCAUUUUUUGAUGGAUAUGAUCGUAAUCGACUUGAUGAACAUGAACGUGAAUUACACUCUCUUGAACAAAUAUGUCAUGAACAAACAAAUCGUUUAGCUGAAGCACAUAAAUUAGUUGAUAUAUUUCGACCACAUUUACGAAAUAAUGCAAAAGAAUUAUGUGAUAGUCAAUUAAGAAAUUUUCAUCAAACUAUUGAAGAUCUUGAAACUCGUAUUCAUCAACGUCGUAAAGAAUUAGAUGAAAUUCAUCAAAAAUCGAAUAGAUUUAAUUCAAGUCUUAAUCGUUUACAAUCUGAUAUAGAUCGACUUUUACAUAUGAUUGAAAAAGCACCAGAUAGUGCGGAAACACUUAUUUCAGAAAUUGAUUCAACAUUUUCAGCUUUACAAUAUCUUGGACGUGAUUUAAAAAAAUCAUUAGAUGUAUCAAGUUCAUCAGAUAUUGAUCGGCAAUUAAAAGAUAUGUCUAGUUCAGUGGAAAUUGUUCGAAAUAGUCUUGAUCAAGCAAAAAGAUCUUGUGAAGAAAAUGAAACUCUUCGAGAUCGUAUUGAAAAAAUAUUAAAUAAAGUUAAAACUUUUACAAAUCGUAAACGACAAGAAUUACAUCAAAGUAUUGAUAGUGGUUAUGGUAGUAUCGAUUUAACUAGACAAUCAAUAGAUAUGAAAAGUUUUAUCAAAGAUGUUGAUUUGGAAGCGUCACAUUUAUCUGAAGUGAAUGAUUUAAUAUUAACAUUAGCUGAAAGAAAAUGUGAUCAACAAAUAAUUCGUUUAUUAGAAAAGAAACAAGAAGAUGUUUUACAAGAUCUUCUAAAUUUAAAAAAUGAAACAACAAAAACAAUUGAAAAUCUUGAUCAACAAGUUCAAGAACAAGAAAAAUUACGACAAAAUGCUCGUACAAUGUUAUCAAUAAUUCAACGUACAAAAGUUCAACUUAUUGAACUACGUCCAACAAUAAAUGAUGAAGCUGAUCAAAAACUUAAAAAAAUUGAUGAUGAUUUAACAAUAAAUUAUAAAUUAUUUGAACAAUCAUUAAAUGAUUAUAAACAUGUAUAUGGAAAUAUAUCUGAUGAUUUAGAUAAAAUGAUUACACGUAUUAUUGAAGAUAUGGCUGAAGUAAGAGCACGUUUUAAUGAAAAAGAAACUGAAUUAAAUGCUUUUAAUAUUAUACGUGAUGAAUAUGAAAAUCUUAUGGAAAAUCUAUUAAAAAUAAUUCAAAUAAUUGAAACUAAAACACAACAAUCACAUAGUAUUGAUCUUCGACAAAAUUUAGAUUUAUUAAAAAAUUUAACAAAUGAAAUGCAAACACAUCGUUCAUUAAUCGAUCGUUUACAAUUACUUUCAUCAACAUUAUCAUCACAAUUAAUUGAUACAAAUGAACGUGAACGUGUAAGACGUCGUCUUAAUGAAAUAAUACGCCGAUGGACUCAACUUGAACAAGAUUUAAUAGGUGAAGAAGAAAAUAUGGCAGAAAUGAAAGAUCUUACUGAAUUAUAUAAUAAUAUUAAUAUCACUUGUGAACAAUGGUUAAAACAAACACGAAAUUUAAUUAAUGAAUUAAUUAAUACAAGAAAUGUUGAAAUAUUUGAUCAACUUAUUCCAAAAGCAAAAAAUUUUUUAUUUGAAUAUCAAACUUCUUUAGAAAAUUUACAACGAUUAAGAAAUAGACUUAAUCGAUUAGUUCAAACAAAUCGAACACCAGAAGCUGCACAAAAGCUUAAUGAAGUUGAUCGACUUUUAAAUGAAAUGACAAGUCAUCGUGAAAAUCUUGAACAACGUUUAGAUUUAAGUCAAAAAAUGCAUUUUCAAUUAAAUGAAUUUAAUAAACAAUAUUUAUUCUAUGAACAAUGGCUUGAAAAUAUUCAACGAACAUAUGAUACAAUCACUGAACAAACAUUAACAACUGAUGAAAAAUUACAACGUUAUCAUGAUAUACAAAUUGAAUUAGAUAAACGAAAACAAAUUAUAAAUACAUUAAUACAUGAUUAUCCACAAAUUGUUCAACUUAUAUCAAUACCAAUACAACAAUUAAUUGGUAAUAUUGAACGAAUAAAAACAAAUGUAACUCGAAAACAAGAAGAAUAUGAAAAUCAAAAUCAACAACAAAAAGAUUAUCGUACUCGUAUUGAAUUUUUAUUUGAAUGGCUUAAACAAACACAUAAAUAUGAACCAUUAAGUGAUAAACGUGAUUUAGAUUCUCUUCAACGAGAACAUGCACGUUUAAUUGAAAAACGCCAACUUAUUGAUGAAAAAUCACAUGAUAUUGAUUUAUUGCUAAGAAAUAUCAAUAGUUCAAAUUUACCAAAUGAUACUUUACAAAGAUUACGUCAAGAAAUUGAACAUUUAAAAGAACGUUUUGCUGAAACAGUUAUAGAACUUGAAACUCGAACAACAUUUAUUAAGAAAACAAUCAAAGAUGUAGAUGAACAACAACGUAAACAUCGUACUUAUCAAGAAUCACUAAAUAAACUUUCUUCACUUGUACAGCAUGAUUAUCAAAUACCUGGCAGAUCAAUUGAAGAUGCAUUAAAAGCACUUGAUGAACAAAUGAUUAAAUUUGAAAGUCAAAAUGAAGAACGAGAACGACGUAAACGUCAACGUGAACGUGAAUGGCAUUUAUUUAUGGAUGAAAUAAAUUUAUUACAAGAUAAAUUAAAUACAUUUAAACAACGAAAAAUUAAUACACAAGAUUCAAUUGAAGAACAACUUCAUUUUAUACGAAUGCAAAAUCAAGAAUUAGAUCAAUAUCAAGAUGAAUUAUCACAAUUAAAACAACAUGGACAAACUAUGUGUAUUGAAGAUGGUAGUUCUAUGCCAUUACCAUCUGAAAUUCAUCUUCUUCAAUCAAUGAUUACCUUUUUAAGAGAACAAUUUGAACAACGUCGUCAAUAUUUACUUCAAGCUGAACGUUCUCGUGAUAUUUAUCUUAAUGAAUGUAAAUUAUAUGAAGAUAUAUUUAAUUUAACAAUGGAACGUCUUAGUCGUUCUAUUCAAGUUGCAUCUACAAGUGAUCAAUAUGCACGUCAAUUAUCUGAAUAUAAAAUUUAUAAUGAACAAAUCGCUGAAAAACAUCGUCAAUUAAAUAUUUUAUAUGAUAAAUUAGAUCAUGAUACACGUACACGUUAUUUAAAACAACAUAAUGAUUUAGAAAAACGUUCAAAUGAAUUACAAGAUAAAAUUAUUGAACAAACAAUUUAUUAUGAAUAUUUAUUACGUAUAUGGAGAGAAUAUGAAACAAGACUUGAUGAUAUUAGACAUCAAAUAGAUGAAAUACAAAAACAAUUACCAUUAACAAAACGAUUAUUACAUUUUGAACAAAUUCAAGCAGCUUUUGUUCUUUAUAAGGAUUUAAGACAUCGUUUAAUUGUUAUCGAACCAGAAUUAUUACAUUUAAAUGAUGAAAUACAAAAUCUUUGUAAAGAAUUAAAUGUUGUUUCAUUAGAAAAUGAUAUUAUUAAUGUAAAAGAUAAUUUUAUUAGAAUAUCAAAUGAUAUUAGAGAAAAAUCUGAUAGUCAUAAAAGUGCAACUGUUAUUGUUAAUGAUAUAAAACGUAAUUUAACUAAUCUUGAAGAUACAUUAAGUCAAUGUUCAAUUGAAUCACGAACAAGAUAUGAUGGAGAUAUAAGCGAAAUGAAAAAUCAAUUAGAACGAAUGAUGGAAGUAGAAAAACGUCUUGAAAGUAUUGGAGAUGUUUAUUCAAACACAGAAGCAUUAAUAAAACGUUUAGCAACUUAUAAUUUAUAUGAUUUACAAUCAACUGAAGCAGCAUUAGAAAGUUUUCAUCGUAAAUGGACAUCACUUAAAACAGAUAUUUUACGAAGUGAAAAUAUUCUUCAUCAAAAUAUUAUUAAUAAUUUACCAUCAAGACAAGCUUGUAAAGAAAUACUUUUAUUUAUUGAUACAAUUAAACGUUUAUUGGAUGAUGAUCAUGGUGCACCUGUUAAUAAUAGAGAAACUUUACAAAAAUUACUUAAACGAUAUCGAGAUAUGCGUGUAGAAGUACUCAAUCAUCAAAUGACAAUUGAUUUUCUCAAUGAAUCAUUACAACAAGAAGCAAAUGUAGAUGUAACAAGUAUUGAUUAUAUGGAAAAAAUUAAACAAAUUAAUAUUGAUUGGAUAAGAAUAAAAUCAUUAAUUUCAGCACGUAUUGAUACUUUAGAACAAUUAAAUGAUCAAUUCAAUGAAUUUGAUCAAACGGUUCGUACAUUAUCUGAUUGGGUUCAAGAACAAACAUCUGAUCUUGAAUUUAUGCGUUCAAGAAAUAUGGAAGCUGGUGUUAAAGAUAAUUUACGAAAAUGCGAUGAAAUUGAAUAUCAAUUAACAACUAAACAACAAAUUCUAACAUCAUUAAAAUCAUAUAGUAAUCGAAUAUCAUCAACAUCAACAACAUUUCGUAUAUCUGAUCAAGAUGGUACAAUACAAAAUUUACGUCAUAUGCUUGAUCAUUUAUCACCAUCAAUUGAACAAUUAAAAUUAAAAUCAAAAUCAAUUUUAUCUGAUUGGCAAGAAUAUAAUCGUGUUUUACUUCAAAUAGAAAAAAUUAUACGUGAAGCUGAAGCUGGUAUUGAUCGUGUUCAAACAAGUGCAAUGAAUGUUGAAACUUAUGAAAUGAGUACAAGAAAAGUUCAGGAACACUUACAAAUCAUGGAAUUACAUCGAAAUGAUCUCGAUCAAAUUGUUUCUCAAGGUCGUCAAUUAUCCAGUCAAUGUGAUGGACAAACAUCAUUAAAAAUCAAUGAAAUAACACAUCGUAUUCAACAACAAUGGACAACUGUUGAACAACGUUUACAAGAAAUUAUUAGACCAUCAAGAGAAAUAGUCGAUAAUUGGAGACAAUUUAAUAGUUCAUAUGUUCAUUUACUUGAUCGACUUGGUGAACUUGAAGCUCGAUGGUAUACAAUUCAACGAGAAAAAUUUACAUCAGAUAUAGAAUCACUUUUAGACAAAACAAAAGAUUUUCAACAACGUCUUCAACAACUUGAUAAUGAAAUAACAAGAUUAUAUGAACGUGCUCAAAAAUUAGGCAAUCAUUUACCUUCUAUAGUUGCUAAAAAAAUUGAUACACAAUAUUCAGUUAUUAAAAAUCAAUAUUCAGAAUUAUGUACAUUUCAUGAUAAACUUCAAAGUGAUUAUAAUGAAUUAAAACAACGUGAAAAAAUUUAUUUAGAUUAUUUAAAUGAAUUAAUACAAACAAUAAAUCAAGUUCAAAUAGAUUUUAAAUCACAACAAUUAAAUGAUGAAAAUGAAAUAAAUAAUUUAAAACAACUUCAUGAAUAUCAUACAUUACUUUUAUCAAAACAUGAUUUAAUUGAACGUUUAAAUUCAAAUGAAUUUAUUUUAUAUUUUAAACGUGCUAAACAUUUACAUGAAAUUAUGAUUGAAUAUACACAUACAAUUGAAUUAAUUAAAAAUCGUAUAAAACAACUUGAAAUAAAUCAAUAUAAUAAAUUUAAUUUUGAUACACGUUGUCAAAAAUGGAAUGAUUAUAUACAAGCUAUUGAACAAAAUUUAGCAAUUAUACAAUUAAAUUUACGUACAAAUUAUCAUGGUUUAUUAGAAAUUGAUAAUAAUUUAUCAAAUAUAAUUAAUGAUUUUAAUCAACGACAACAAGAAUUAAUACAAUUAAUUAAUGAAGGUAAAAAAUUAAUUGAACAAAAUUUAAUUAUUGAUCAAUAUACAUUUACUAAACUUGAACAACGUUGGCAAAUAAUUAUGAAAACAAUAUUAAAUAAACAACAAGAAAUAAAAGAUAUUAUUAAAUUAUGGUUAUCAUAUCAAAAUUAUUUAGAAAAUUAUUAUCGUUUACUUAAAAAUAAAUAUGAAUUUGAACAAGAACAAUUAUAUUUACCAACAAUUGCAUUAAUUAAUCAAAUUAAACAAGGAACUUAUUUAAAUUCAAUACAAAAUGAAGAAUUAAAAAAUUUAUUAGAAAAAAUUUAUGAAAUAAAUCGACGACUUAUAGCAUAUUCAGAUAUUAAAACACAAACAAUAUUAGAAAAAGAAUGGAAUGAUUUACAAAAAUCAGCUAAUGAAAUUAAUAUUAAUAUUAAACAAAGAUUUGAAACACUUAUUAAGUAUCGAAAAAGUCCUCGAAAGGAGAAGUUAUUGGGUCGUUAUAAUGAACUUGAUCAUGCAUUGGAUAAUGUAAGUAUUUCAAUAAAAUCAAUUCGUACACUUCAACAACAACCAACAGAUGAACUUAAUCAAUUUAUUUUACAAUGUCAAAGUAAAGAUCGUGAACUUACUCAACAUCGACAUGAAUUACAACGUUUACGACAAAUAAUAGCAGAAAUAUCUCCUGAAUUACAUCCUGAUGAUAUAAAUCAAUUAAUGCAAAAAUUGAAUUUACUUGAAAUUCAAUGGACUGAUGCUGAACGUGUUAUAAGAACAUUAAUUGAUAAUUUAACAAAAAAACGUUCAGAAUAUCAUGAUUUUGAACAUAAAUGUAAACGUCUAAUUGAAUGGUUUGAACAUUUUCUUAAUACUGAAAUAAAUCAUCGUAUUGAUGGUUUAACACUUGAAGCAAGUCUUGAUAUAUUAAAAACUGAAAUACGAAAUUUAAUUAAUGAUAAACGACGAUAUGUUAAUGAUUUAAUUAUAGCAGCACGUGUUUUACAAACACAUAUAACUGAUCAAUUACAAUUACAAACAUUAAAACAACAAAUUGAUCGAUUAGAACAAAUACUUAAUACAACAGAAGAACAUAUUGAAAAACGAAUUAAAAAGACUGAAAUAAUUCUAAAAAUGUUUCAUGAUUUUGAACAAGGUUUAGAAAAUCUUCGUUCAUGGAUGGAUACUGUUGAAACAAAUUUACAAAGAUCAUUAUCAAUAAAUACAUCAAAUGCAAAUGAAUUACGUGUUCAUCAACAAUCUAUUGUUGCAAUCGAAGCAGAUAUUGAAAAACAUAGUACUAUUGUUAGUAGUGUUCUAGCACUUGGUCAUAAUUUAUUAAGUGAAACUGAUAUUCGUUCACGAAAUAUUGGUUCAAUACCACGAACAAUUCAAUCAAUUGAACAACGUUGGUUAUCAUUGAAAGAUUUAAUACGAAAAAGAAAACUUGAAUUGAAUACAAUUCAUGUAUCAUGGAAAACUGUUGAAGAUGCAAUAAAACGUGCAUCAAAAAUGAUUACUGAUCAUGAACGAUUUCUUAAUGAAGUUAAAAGAACAUGUGGACAAGGUUUACAAGGUGUUAGAAGUGAAUAUAAAAGUCUUGAGAAUUUUAAACGAACAUUAGAUGAUGAUGAAAAAGAUAUUCAACAAAUUAUAAAUAAUUAUUCAGAAAUUAUUCGAAAUCAUCCAACAGCAGAUCCUACAGGUGAAAUUCGUUCAAAAAUUAAAGAUAUUAAUACUCGUUGGGAAAUAUUAAUUGGAACAGUACAUGAAACAAUGAAAAAUCUUAAAUAUAUGUUAAGUGUACAUGGUGAUUUUCAAUUAACACAAGAUUCAUUAGCACUUUGGUUAACUGAUUUAGAUGUACUUUUAACUAAUCUUGAACAUUUAUCAGAAGCAUCAUCAAAUGAAAAGAUUCGACAAUUAGAUGAUAUGGAUCGAGAAAUUCAAGAAAAACAAACUAAAAUUGAAUAUGUUCGAACAUGUGCUAAUUAUUUACUUAGUAAAACAGUUGAUGCAAGAGGUCUAACAAUUAAUAUGAAUGAAUUAACGAAAUUUUGUCAACAAUUAAGAGAUUUAACGAAACGUAUUAAAAAACUCAAACAAAAAUUAAUGAAUUCAAGCGAUCGUCAUUUGGAUUUAAUUACUUCUGCUCGUUCUUCACCACUUCAUGAAACAUUUUUCUCUACAUUAUCAACACAUAAACGUUUAGCUUCACCAACUUCAUCAAGAUCUCGUUCACCUCAACGUUAUGUUCGUUUACGAGAUCGAUUUUUUCGUUCAUAUGAUCAAAUAGAAUGGGGUGAUCAAUAUCAACGUGCUCAAGAACUUUUAUCUGAUUUUGAAGAUAUUCUCGUUCAAAUUAAUGGUGAUUUUCUUGCCAAAGAAGAAACUUUUCGUUCUGAAACACCAAUUGGUAUUCACGUUGAAGAUUUACCUUUUGAAUUUACUUAUACUCGCAUAUUAACAACAACACGUCGAAAGAUUGAAGCACUACGUGAAAUAAUUCAACAAAUUGAACAAGAAUUAGGUCCUUUAUUAGUCGAUGAUAUUAAUAAUGAUCCAGUCGUUGUUGAUAUUAUGGAAAAAUGGAAUCGUUUACAAACUUCCGCUCAUGAUAAAGAUGAACAUUUAAAAGAAAAUCGUCUACAAUGGAAACAUUUUAAACGACAAUUAGACGAACUUGAACAAACAGCUGAACAAUUUACCACUCUAGAUGGUUUAUUACCUCGAACUAUUUAUUCAAAAACAGAUGCACAUCGUGAUCAAGUUCAACGAUUAGACGAAUUGCAAGCACUUUUAAAAUCAACGAUGGAUCUAGCUGAUCAAUUUAGUGAUGGUACAAGUGAAUGGUUAUUGAUUGAUCAUCGUCUUCAAUCAAUUAAAGAAGCUUUUGAAUUAUUAUCUGCUAGAAAAAAUCGUGAACAUCGAGAAAUCAAAACAAAUCUUAUUCAAGCAGAAGAUAUAAAACAUGCAAUGUUCGAAAUCAGUGCACAAUUAGAUCAUCUUGAAUCAUUAAGUCAUUCUUUAGAACCUGUUGAUGAAAGAGAAAUAAAUAUAAGUAUUAAUCGUACAAAACUUCAUCGUUUUAUUCGUAUUCAUGAUGAUCUUGAAAUAGUUAAUGAACGUUUAAUUAAUAUAAAUGAUCGUUUAAUAUGUCUUUUAUCUGGUGAUCAAUUACGUAUAACAAAUGAUUUAAAAUUAAUGUUUGAUCGUUUAAAUUCAAUAAAACGAAUUGUUAAAAUUUAUCUUGAAUGUCUAGAAAAAUUAUUAGCUACAAAUGAUUUACAUGAAAGUUUUUCAUCAAUAAACCAUUCACCAAUUAGAACAUCGAAUAGCAAUCUUCAACGUGUUUAUCAAUAA
Rotaria sordida is the source of this 29340-nucleotide messenger RNA. The record is from the annotation of a GenBank genome assembly. Lineage: Eukaryota; Metazoa; Rotifera; Eurotatoria; Philodinida; Philodinidae.